Messenger RNA from Aspergillus niger, 411 nucleotides. RefSeq lists its product as hypothetical. The record is from RefSeq and is a predicted model, not a curated record. Bases 1 to 411 code for a protein of 136 amino acids. Lineage: Eukaryota; Fungi; Ascomycota; Eurotiomycetes; Eurotiales; Aspergillaceae. The transcript is spliced from 3 exons.
AUGCAAUGGUCGUUCUUUGCUGGACUUGCAAUCAAUGGACAUAUGCCUUAUUGUCCUCCUUUUCAUUGGUGGGAAAUUCCAAGAAAAAGCUACUAUUGCAGCACUGGGUCAGUUGAAUUGAUCCAUACAAUGAAGAUAGACCCUUUGCGUAUUGCUGAAAGGUGUGAGUGCGGGACAAAAGGAUACCUGUGGGCAACUGAAUGGGCGAGAAGACCGAAUGGUUCGUCCAAAGGCACAGGAAGUACUCAGCCCCGUCCCUGUGCGCUUACAGGAAAUGUCAUUGUCGUGACUAUUUGCGAUGGCUCCGGCACAAUAAGGAGAGUGUAUUUGUACAACGUAUUAGAAAAUUCACAGCAGAAAGCUGCAAAGGAUAGAGAGGCCUUAUUGCUGUCAGCUCCAACCUUAGGUUAA